CUUGUAGACAUAGACAAUUCUAAGAAGACAACUUCCAUGGCCGCUGCUACUCAACCUCAUGUCAUGGUGCUACCGUUCCCUGCACAAGGCCAUGUCAUCCCACUCAUGGAGUUAUCUCAUAGGCUUGCUGAUCAAGGCUUCAAGAUUGACUUCGUAAACACUGAGUUCAACCACGACCGUGUCCUCAAGGCCUUGGCAGAGAAAGGAGCAAUCCCUGGUGGAAUUCGCAUGCUCUCCAUUCCAGAUGGAUUGGACCCUGCUGAUGACCACACAGACAUCGGCAAGUUGGUUCAGGUCUUACCAGACGCUAUGCUCAGCCCCCUGGAGAAGAUGAUUAGAUCCGAAAAGAUAAAGUGGGUAAUAGUAGAUGUAUCCAUGAGCUGGGCACUAGAACUGGCUACCACAAUGGGUGUCCGUAUUGCCUUGUUCUCAACUUACUCCGCAGCUAUCUUUGCACUCAGGAUGAACCUUCCUAAACUGAUAGAGGAUGGUAUUCUUGAUGAAACUGGGAAUGUAAAGAAGCAUGAGAUGGUCCAACUGAUGCCACCUAUUGAUGCAGCCGAGAUCCCUUGGGUCAGCCUUGGCAGCACCCAAGAAAGACGGAGAUAUAACAUCCAAAAUGUCUUUAAGACCAACCGACUAAUGGCACUUGCUGAAAUGAUCAUCUGCAACACUUUCAGGGAGAUAGAAUCCGAAGCAUUGGAACUCCUCUCAAAUGCACUGCCUGUCGGCCCACUUUUAGCACCUGCUUCGGGGCCAACAGGCCAUUUCUUGCCUGAAGACAUGACUUGCCUCACCUGGCUCGACACACAGGCCCCCGGCUCCGUUAUCUAUGUGGCCUUUGGGAGCUCCACCAUCUUUGACAUAGCUCAGUUCCAUGAGCUUGCUAACGGGCUUGCCGUCUCUGACCAACCAUUUCUGUGGGUUGUCCGACCUAACUUUACCAAUGGAAUCCAAGAAGAUUGGUUCAAUGAAUAUAAAGACCGUAUCAAGGGCAAGGGGUUGGUUAUUAGCUGGGCUCCCCAGCAACGAGUACUAUCACACCCUUCAAUCGCUUGCUUCAUGUCGCACUGUGGGUGGAACUCAACAAUGGAAGGUGUACUGCACGGUGUCCCGUUCUUAUGCUGGCCUUAUUUUUCCGACCAAUUCUGCAACCAGAGCUACAUAUGCAAUGUGUGGAAGACAGGCAUUAAGCUUUUCCGAGACAAGCAAGGGGUUGUCACACAGGAGGAGAUCAAGAACAAGGCGGCGCAGCUCCUAGAAGACAAGGAGAUCAAAGAAAGAGCGGUGACACUGAAGACCACGGCCCGUGCAAGCAUCCAAGAGGGAGGGUCCUCGCACCAGAACUUUCUCGAGCUUGUCAAUUUGCUGAGAGAACAAUGAUCUUUCAGGAUGCAGAAAAAAUCACUGCAGUCUUGGUGCAGUCAAAAUAGGAUUAAUCGGUCAAUAAAAUAAACCGAAUGCACACCAUAAUAAAGAUUCCGUUGUUUGAUGUACACUGUUGUUUAUGAGCCUAUCGUUCAACAUAGAAAGUAGUAUUGGAUUAUGAGCUGUUUAGUACCAUCAUCAGAAUGGGCUAGCGACCACUGGAAGCAUAAAAUUGACUCUAUUAAGCGGGGUUCCCAAUCCCUCCGAAGUGGCAGGAGAAAAUCACAAGGGGCAAAUGCGAGUUUGGUAAUAAAACAGGGCACUACGCAUUCCGUCGACAAAGGGUUUGCCGAUGCACUAGAGGUGUUCGACGGAAUGCCCAACGGCGGACUCCGGCGACGGAACGCAGCACACACCACACAGAAACUGUCCCCGAUGGCCGCCCUACCGUAAGAAAAAAACGAGCGCGAAGCGGGAGCUCACCAAGAUAUCCUUGCCGUUCUCGCGACCGCGCGGCGGCUCCACCCGCGGCGCGACCGAUAUGCCCCCCCGCCCGCGCGCGGCACGGGGUUUGAGCGAGGCGGCUGGCUCGCCUCCUCCUCCUCCUCCUCCUCGAAGCCUCGGGCUCCCCGGCCGGCGUCCACCCAGGCAGCGCCCCCAACUCCCCGGGACUCCGCCGCCCCCCGCCGCGGGGCAGCAUCAGCGAAGAGUUCAGCAACGCAGCGGCAAGGCAAAUCUGGAACUGAACUUCUGUGCUUGUACGGCCGGUCGCUCGCCUCCUGUAGUCCUGUGCUGGUAGCUGGAUUCGUUUCCGUUUGGGAAAGUUGGGCCGGGUAGAUUUAAGUUGGGCUUUCAAAUUUCAUUUGUGUUCUUCGGAUAGUAAACGGAAUAAAUUCACCCGAGGUUCGUUAACUUAACAGCGAGAUUUUUUGAGGUCCCUUAACCAUAAAAACCAUAAAUGUGUACCCCUAAACUUCCACAAACCGUGCACUCAAGAUGCUAUGUUAGCAUAUAUGGAUGGUUUCACUGAUGUGGCAUCCUAGUCAGCAAAAAAAAAAUUAAAAAAAUACAUGGGCCCACAAAUCAGCUACACUUUUUUUUUCUCUUUUCUUCUCAUUCUCUUCUCUUUUCUCUCUUCUCUCUUUCUCUUCUUCUGUGAGGGACGGGCGCGGCGGCCGGCGCGCGGGGAAGAAGCGUGAGAGAGACGGUCGGCGUCGAAGAAGGGGAGAGAGGUGGCCGGCGCCUGCCUCUCCCCAUCCGGAGCCGCGGCGGGUGAGCGAGCGAGCGGCGACCUCGCUGUCGCCGGCAUCCGCGCACCUCCUCAGCGCGACACCGGCGGAGGAGGCGGCCGGCGCCAGAGAAGAGGAGGCAGGCGCCCGGCACCUGCCUCUCCCCAUCCGAAGCCACGGCGGGUGAGCGGCGACCUCGCUGUCACCAGCCAUGCCGCCUCCACGGCCGCGCACCUUCUCGGCGCUACCCGGCGGAGGAUGCGGAGGAGCGUGACCGGGGGUGGUCGCGUGCGUCGAUGGGAGCGUCGGGAGAGGACUCGGCAGCGAGCGGGAGGAUAGGCAGGGAAGGGUCGAGCGGGAUGGACGACGACGAUGCAGGGCUCUCGGCGCCUUGCUUGACAUCGAUCUCCAUGCAGCUGUGGGCGGCUGCGGUCGCCGCCCGCCGCAGGCUCCGCUCUUCGUCGCUCCGCCUGCUUGCUUGCCCGUCGUCACCACCCGCCACCUGCUCCACUCUCCAUCGCUUCGCUUGCCUGCUUGUCCGCCGCCGGCACUCGCAGCCACGCUCGUCCACCGCUGCCCGUCCUGCCUCCUGCCUGCUUCGCAGCUGCCGCUCGCCUGUCGCCGACUCCGCUCUCCGCUGCCGUCGCGGUGACUGCUGCAACUUUCUCCUCUAUGGCAAGUGGAAGAAGAGAAGAAGAAGAAAAUAGAAAGGAAGAGGAUGAUGCUGACAAGUGGGCCCUUCCUAUUUCCUUCUCACUUAUAUGUGGUCCCACAUAUUAUUAUUGUUUUUAUUUUUUGCUGACUAGGAUGCCACGUCAGCAAAAACAGACGUCUAUACUGCUUAGGGACUUUUUUGUACGGUUUUACAUAGUUGAGGGGUAAAUAUUUCUGGUUUUGCA
Messenger RNA from Oryza sativa Japonica Group (Japanese rice), 3496 nucleotides. RefSeq names its product UDP-glycosyltransferase 83A1. Lineage: Eukaryota; Viridiplantae; Streptophyta; Magnoliopsida; Poales; Poaceae. Gene Ontology annotation, molecular function: UDP-glycosyltransferase activity. The record is from RefSeq and is a predicted model, not a curated record.